This is a messenger RNA of Aegilops tauschii subsp. strangulata, 4102 nucleotides long. Its product is annotated as disease resistance protein RPM1. Gene Ontology annotation, biological process: defense response to other organism. The record is from RefSeq and is a predicted model, not a curated record. Gene Ontology annotation, molecular function: ADP binding. NCBI's taxonomy places the organism in Eukaryota, Viridiplantae, Streptophyta, Magnoliopsida, Poales, Poaceae.
CUCAAGAGUUGGUAAGAACAAUUAUUGGGUUGGUAGGAAUCAAGAGUGAUGCUAACCAGCCAGAAGGUGUAUGCAUGUAUGCUAGUCUAAAGGGCAUUAGGAUUCCUCCUCCUCUCACAAAACACACGGGAAACACAGGCCCUAAGAGCUUCGCCUGGUUCUUGUUCGCUUGACCGACCAUCGGUGUUUUGAUGAUUUCAGAUUCUGAAGUGCAAAAGGAGGUCGUUACAGAUCCAAAUCGAUUUCCAGCUAGGCACGUCGUUGUUUUUUGGUUUUAUGGAUAAAAGGAACAAGGAGGACACCUCAAGUUGAAGACCAAAUCCAUCUACUUGUCAUCAGCAAGCUAGCACACCCUUGUUGAUACCCAUGAGUCCAUGACUCCAUGGAAGUUCAGAAUCUCCGUAAGGCUUCUAAUGGUCUGAUAUUCUGAACUGCACGAGGAGUUCACCUAGAUCAACCGGAUCUAAGCCAUUACGAGACUGGCUAUCUCAGCACCAUAAGCACAGUAAAGAUUUCUUCUGGAAGAAGGACAAACUUCUUUAUUUCUUCUGGAAGAAGUGCAAAAGGCUAGCUGGCAGUGGCUAUUCUGAUGAUACUGAGUAAAAUAUACAACUAGACCCCUCCACCAACGGUGAGACAUUAGCAAUUCUUAGAAAGAAAUGGCUGAGAUUGUGAUUCUUCUAGCCAUUAAAAAGAUCGGAGUUGCCUUGGCAAAGGGAGCGGUAGACCAGGCCAGUGUGCAGUUUGCAAGGUACAGGACACAACUACUAGAGCUUCAAGGCAAUAUGGGUCGUGUUGCCAGGGAGCUUCGCAUAAUGCAUGAUGUUCUCUGCCAAAUGGACAUUCGGAACCGCAACAAUCAAGUAUAUGAGGGCUGGUUGGAGGAGGUACGGAAAGUAGCACAUGUGAUGGAGGACAUGGUGGAUGAGUACUUGUAUCUAGUUGGUCAAGAACAUGAUAUAGGUUGUUUCUUUUUCCUGAAGAAAGGGAUAAAAAAGCCAAGAUCUUUACUUUCUUUGAACCAGAUAGCUUUCAAGAUAAAAGAAAUAGAGAAAGACCUUACACACCUGUCAGAGACGAAAAACCGAUGGGUUAUCCUGAUAAAUAACGGAGAUACUAACAACUCAAAUUACAUCGUCAAGAGGGCACAAGAUCUAGCGAAUAUUUCACGCUCGCUUGAUGAUGAAGAUCUAGUGGGGAUGGAUGCCAGCGGAGAAAAACUUGAGAAGUGGUUGGAAAGUGGUGGUAUGGAACGCUUUGUGAUAGCAUUGCUUGGAAUGGGAGGGCUUGGUAAAACAACUUUAGCUGCAAAUAUCUACAAGAAAGUGAGAGAUAAAUUUCAAUGUCAUGCUUGGGUCUCCAUCUCUCAAACUUAUUCCAGAGAAGAUGUCUUGAGGAAUAUUAUCAAAGAACUUUUCAAAGAUAAAGUCAGCAUUCAAUCAAACACUGAGGUUUUGAACAUCACACGCCUUGAAGAGACAGUGAAAAAUUUUCUAGAGCAAAAAAAGUAUUUGAUCAUAUUGGAUGAUAUUUGGACUCCAGAAGCAUUUGAUGAUUUAUCUAGGGUACUUAUUGAUAAUGAUAAGGGUAGUAGAUUGAUGAUCACAACAAGGGAAGCCCAUGUUGCCGCACUUGCCUCAAAAGGGCAUAUCUUAACACUGGAAGCUUUACCAGAAGACAAGGCAUGGGAUCUCUUUUGCAAGAAAGCCUUUCCAAGCAAUGUAAAACCUAGAAACGGAGCAUGGAAGGGGCUGGGUGGGGAGUUGAUGGAACAACGGGUGUUGGGCUUCACGGGAUUAAGAUUUUUGACCCAAAUGUUAGAUAAAUGUUCCCUUGGUUACUUGGGUUGGAUAUGUGAUACAUCCCUCAUGGCACCGUCCGGCAUGCCCCUGCUUCCAAGAGAUACAAAUCAUGACUGUCCUCCGGAGUUGAAGCAUUUGUCAAAGGAAAUAGUUAACAAGUGCAAAGGCUUGCCUCUUGUUAUUGUGUUAGUUGGUAGCCUUUUGCGUGUGCGUGAGAAAACUGUGGAAGAAUGGAGAAAAAUAAAUGACCAAUUGGGUUGGGAGCUAAUUAACAAUUCGAGGUUCGAUCACAUAAGGAAUGUUUUGCAUCUGAGUUUCAUGUAUCUUCCAACACAUUUGAAAAGUUGUUUCCUGUACUGCAGUUUAUUUCCAGAAGACUAUAUUUUCAAAAGGAAAGAACUUGUACGAUUAUGGAUAGCAGAAGGGUUCGUCGAGGAGAGGGGUGAAAGCACAUUAGAAGAAGUGGCAGAAGGCUAUCUAAAGGAGCUGAUUGAUAGAAACAUUCUACAACUUGUUGAGAGGAACACAUUUGGUAGGAUGAAGGAAUUCAGGAUUCACGAUAUCUUACGUGAACUCGCAAUGGACUUGUGCAAGAAGAAUAGUUUUGGUGCUGCCUAUGACAAAAAAUGUGCUGGGUCUCUUGAGAUGGAUGGGCGACGAUUGGUAUUCCACAACCUAAAGAACGAUAGUGAUCAGUUAAUUUCUGGCAUACACCAGCUUCGUACAGUUAUCACACUAGACAAUAGUAUGCCUUUAUCUACUAUAACUCAGCUAUGCACGGGGUCAAGAUAUAUGACAGUGCUAGUAUUAAGUGGUCUACCCAUCGAGAAGAUUCCAGAUGCUAUUGGGGAUCUUUUUAAUCUCCGCCAUUUGGGUUUGCGUUAUACAAAAGUGAAGAAGCUCCCCAAGUCUGUUGAGAAGCUUUCAAAUUUGUUGACACUAGACCUCUAUGAAUGUGACAUACAUGAAUUGCCUAGAGGGAUUGUGAAACUGAAGAAGCUUAAGCACUUAUUGGCUGAGAAAAUAACAGAUCCAGAUUGGAGAGAGUUUCAUUGUCGUGGGGGUAUGCGUAUCACCAAUGGCCUUGGAAAUCUAAAAAAUCUGCAAACGCUACAGGCAUUGGAAGCAAAUGGCGAGUCUGUUAAAUAUUUAGGUGAGUUGAGGCAACUCAGAAGCUUGAGGUUAUGGAAUGUGAAGGGAAUCUACUGUGCACGCAUCAUUGAGUCUAUAGUUCAGAUGCGAUAUUUGUCCACCUUAAGUGUUAAUGCAAGUGAUGAGAAUGAGGUUCUCUUGUUGAAUGUCUGCCUACCAAACCUGCAAAAGCUUUUUUUGAGAGGGCGAUUAGCGGAAGGGGCAUUGGACGAGUCUCCUCUCUUCCAAGCUGCUGAGGGGCAAACCUUAUAUGAAUUGGCUCUAUUUUCGUCAGAGCUAAGAGAAGACCCCUUGCCAUCUCUUUCUCGGUUGUCAAACUUGACACGUCUAGAGUUCACUAGAGCAUAUAAUGGAGAGCAGCUGACAUUUCUCACCGGGUGGUUUCCAAAGCUGAAGGUUCUUCAACUAGUGGACCUGCCCAAUCUGAAUCGAGCAGAGAUACAGCAAGGUGCCAUGGCGAGCCUGGAAAGAUUAGAGUUAUUCAAACUCAGCAGCAUGACAGAGGUCCCAACUGGCAUUGAGUUCCUCCUGCCACUCCAGUAUCUUGGCUUCCAUGAAAUCACCAGCGACUUUUUGACGUUGCUGUGCCAAUGUUCUGAAAUUCAAGGGUCACAGUGGCAGCACUCUAUCCGAGAUUGACCUGACACACUGGUCAGGAAAUGUGUAGGAUUCCAGGUUGCCGGCCGGAAUAUUUGGACCAUGUGGAGAUUCGACUCAAUGCAUCUCAACAUACAUAUCCAGUGAUAUCACACCUUCCACGUUUCCUCUGCUUUAUCAAGAUGUACUACUGCACCAUUUGCUGCUAGUUCGGUCUCCACUGCGUAUGGUGCUCUUCACUUCUGCUGCUGCUGAGUGCUGAACUGCUGAUACUGAUGUUACUGUUCAUGCGCUUGCUUCUUAAGUGCGAUAAUAUUGCCUAUUGAUUGAUUCUGGUUGUGGGUUUUAAAUAAGAAAAAAACUUAUUGUAAGAUGGAGACUGAGUCGUGUACUCGUGUUUCCAUUUGCAGGCUAAUUUUCUUGUUACCUGUCCGAACUAUAUAUGUACUGCUAUUCAUUCGUGUGUUCUUGUUUCAGCUGUGCUUGUUAAAUGAAAGACGUGAUUUAUGAUUCAUAAUGCUCAGACAUCAGAUUUUCUUCUCAAGGAAUUG